AUGGAUAGCUCUAAAAUUCAAGAUAUUCAAGGACAACGACAAAAAGGACUAUUACUAGUAUAUAAAGAGCUGGAUGAUCAGGCUUUAGCUUGUUUUCAUGAUGCAUUAACUAAACUUCAAACAAUCACUGACCAGUUAGACGAUCGAAAUAAGCUCCUUUGCGAUUUACUUCUUGAUUCUGCUGUUUGCUAUACAUGGCAAUAUCGUUACGAACAAGCUUUUGAUUUAUGUAAUCGAGCAGAAGAAAUUGCAAAGACUUUAAAAGAUGACAUAAGGAUAGCUAAAUGUUUCGAUAAUCGAGGAUUUACGGAAAACAUGAAGUAUCAAUUUCAAGAAGCUAUAGACAGUUAUAAAACCGCAAUUAAUUUAAAACUACAAGCGACUGGAGAUAAUACAACUGAAAUUGCAGAUACUUAUGAAGGCAUUGGUGAUGUGUAUAGUUGCUACAGUUUCGUUAAAGAGUCUAUAGAGUACAACGAGAAAGCGCUAAAAAUUAGGUUAACAGAAUUAGGGGAGAACCAUAUACAAGUUGCUGAUUCUUAUUCGCGUAUUGGUUUACUAUAUGCUGAAUAUCAACGAAUCGAUGAAGCCUUAUCAAACCUAGAUACUGCUCUAAAUAUACGGUUAAAAAUAUUAGGAGAUCAAGAUUUAUCUAUUGCAUCACUAUAUGAUUCAAUUGGAGACAUUAAGUGUAAGCAAGGAAAAUUCAGCGAGGCCUUGGAAAUAUAUGAGAAAAGUCUGAGCAUGAGAAUAAGUAUCGUUGGAGAUAAUGAUAUACAUAUUACCGAUUCUUAUAUGCGUCUAUCUUGCGUUCGAGUGAAUGAAGGCAACUAUGAUGAAGCAAAAUCACUUCUAGAAAAGGCUCUUAAGAUUCGAUUAGCUAAAUGGGGCGAAAAUAGUUUACAAGUCGGGGAUAUAUAUUUUCAAUUUGCAAUAAUUUGUCGUCAUGAGGAUGAUUUUGAUGAAGCAGAAACUUUGUACAAGAAAGCCUUAGAAAUUAGAAAAAAUAUUGCCGGAGAAAAGAGUGUGAAUCUAGCUGAUAUAUAUCUAGAUAUGGGAACGAAUUUGAUCGAUCAGGAUAGAGUCGAUACUGCAAAAGAGCUAUUAUAUAAAGCCAUAAAUCUCAGAAAAGAAGUUUUAGGAGAUAAACAUACAUAUGUAGCUGUUUGCUAUCAUACUAUUGGCGAUUAUUAUUUUUCACUAGAUGAUUAUGAAGAAGCUAUAAAGAUGUAUAGAAAUGCUCUAGAAAUUCGGGCUGAAUUAUAUGGCGAAAAUAGCCCGAGUGUGGGUGAGACUUACUUUGAAAUAGGUGCUAGCUAUGAAAGCUUGGAUAAAAAUGGAUUAGCUAUUUCUAAUUAUGAGAAGUGUCUUAAAAUCUUAAUAAUGCAUUUCGGAAAAGAUCAUGAAAAGGUUGCAGAGACCUAUUACCGAUUGGGGAAGGUUUAUUUAGAAAUAAAAAAGCAAAAUGAAGCCUUGAUUUCGUUUGAAAGUGCUCUAACUACUCGACUCAUGUUAUUGGGAGACGAUAAUUUACAACUAGCAGAAGUUUAUCAUGGAAUCGGAAUGGCUCAUUUGGCAUUAAAGGAUACAAAAAGGGCUGAUAAAUUCUUUCAAAAAGAGUUAGAUAUUCGUCAAGCAAAUUCAGAAGAAGAAAACGUAGAUUAUGCUCAACUCUAUCUGUGGAUGGGCUUUGUUGCUGUAGCUAAAAAUCAUAACGAUAGGGCUACAGAGCUGCUAGUGAAAGGAUUAGACAUUAUGUUGAAUGUUUUGGAAAGCGAUCCCUGUGGAGAAGAAUUAUUUCUUUUUUACGAUACUAUCGGCUGCAAUUAUGCCGCGUUAGAGAAAUGGGAUGCUGCAAUUACAGCGUUUAAUAAAGCAAAAGAUGUUCUUAUUUCUAAUGAAAACGUUGAUACACUAAAAGCUGCUGAUAUUUACAAUCAUCUUGCAACUGCAUACUAUCAACAGCAUAGGUACAGCGAUGCUCUAUCCGAGCUGCAAUUAGCCUUCAAAAUAAACUGGCGUUAUAUAAAUGAUGAUCCACUGAAGACGACAUGCUAUACAUAUAAAGACUUUAUCUCAAUCCCAUCUAAAACCUAUAAAUACCCCUGUACGCUAACUCGUUAG
This is a messenger RNA of Trichoplax adhaerens, 2124 nucleotides long. RefSeq lists its product as uncharacterized. Gene Ontology annotation, molecular function: protein binding. Bases 1 to 2124 code for a protein of 707 amino acids. The transcript has 2 exons. NCBI's taxonomy places the organism in Eukaryota, Metazoa, Placozoa, Uniplacotomia, Trichoplacea, Trichoplacidae. The record is from RefSeq and is a predicted model, not a curated record.